AUGACGUCCACAAUUGGCAUCCCGAUCAAGCUGCUGAACGAGGCUCAGGGCCACAUUGUGACCCUGGAGAUCACCUCUGGCCAGACCUACCGCGGCAAGCUCAUCGAAGCCGAAGACAACAUGAACGUGCAGCUCAAGGACAUUACGGUGACGGCGCGCGAUGGAAGAGUCAGCCAUCUGGAGCAGGUCUACAUUCGAGGCAGUCACGUUCGGUUCUUCAUUGUCCCAGACAUGUUGAGGAAUGCGCCCAUGUUCCGAAGCCGCAACGUCCGUGGUCGUGGUGUGGGUUUGGCAAGAGGCAGGGCGACCGUUAGCAGGGCAAGGGCUGGUGGACGGGGAGGCAGAUAG
Molecule: messenger RNA, 348 nt
Organism: Phaeoacremonium minimum UCRPA7
Lineage: Eukaryota; Fungi; Ascomycota; Sordariomycetes; Togniniales; Togniniaceae
Product: putative small nuclear ribonucleoprotein sm d3 protein
Exons: 4
Coding region: 1-348 (115 amino acids)
Biological process (GO): spliceosomal snRNP assembly; RNA processing
Cellular component (GO): U12-type spliceosomal complex; U2 snRNP; U1 snRNP
Molecular function (GO): RNA binding
Source: RefSeq, a predicted model, not a curated record